AUGCAGCAGCAGCACGGGGGAGGAGGAGGAGGAGGAGGCGGUGGCGGAGUAGGAACCGGUGGAGGCCCAGCGCAGCAAUUCGGCGCACAGCAGGUGGAGAUGCCGCCGCCAUUCUCGCCAGCCGGCGGCGCCGGGCAGCGGAUCUCGCUGGCAGAGGCGCCGUCGCCCAUCAGCAGCCGGCCGCCGGCGUCGGCACCGGCGCAGAAGUACGACGAGCUCGGCGCGUCCGGCGCCGGCGCCGUCGGCUUCGACGCCGAGGGCCUGGCCGCCGCAGCAGCCGGCGAGGAGGGCGCCAGCGGCGGCUCCGCGGGCAACCGGUGGCCGCGGCAGGAGACGCUGGAGCUGCUCAAGAUCCGGUCGGACAUGGACGCCGACUUCCGGGACGCCACCCUCAAGGGCCCCCUCUGGGAGCAGGUCUCCAGGAAGCUGGCUGAGAAGGGGUACAACCGGAGCGCCAAGAAGUGCAAGGAGAAGUUCGAGAACGUGCAUAAGUACUACAAGCGCACCAAGGAGAGCCGCGCCGGCCGGAACGACGGCAAGACGUACCGAUUCUUCACGCAGCUGGAGGCCCUGCACGGCACCGGGGCGGCUCCCGCGUCGGUGGCGUCGUCGCAGGUGCCCCCAGCGAUCUCCGGCGGGGUGUCCGGCGCAGCGGCCCCGUCAGCCGUGCGCGUGCCUGCCGAGCCGCCGCCUGCGGUGUCGGCAGGCGGCGUGGGGAUGAAGAUGGCGACGACGGUGGGCUACCCGAGCUUCUGGACGUCCAACACUGAGGACUACACGGACGAGGACGACUCCGACGACGAGGGCACCGAGGCUGCUGGUGGGCGGCGGCGCGGACGAGCGCGGGAAGAGGAAGAGGGUGUCGGAGGGCGGCGCCUCGGCCGCCGGCGGAGGCAGCGGGAAGAUGAGGAGGUUCUUCGAGGGCCUGAUGAAGCAGGUGAUGGAGCGGCAGGAGGCGAUGCAGCAGAGCCGCCGCCGCAACCACCAGCCUCGCAGACUCCGCCCCCGCAGCAACAACAGCAGGCCGCGCCGCAGCAGCAGAAGCCGCCAAUGCCGGCUUCGACGCCACAAGCGCCAGCGCCGCAACAGCAAAGCACGGACAUUGUCAUGACGCCGGCCGAGACGACGCCGCGUGCCGACACCCCGGUGCACGAGGGGUCCAGUGGCGGCGCGACGUUGUCCCGGUGGCCCAAGGCGGAGGUUCACGCGCUGAUACAGCUGCGGAGCAACCUUGACACGCGGUACCAGGAGGCCGGGCCCAAGGGGCCCCUCUGGGAGGAGAUCUCCGCCGGCAUGCGGCGGAUGGGCUACAACCGGAACGCGAAGCGGUGCAAGGAGAAGUGGGAGAACAUCAACAAGUACUUCAAGAAGGUGAAGGAGAGCAACAAGAAGCGCCCCGAGGACUCCAAGACGUGCCCCUACUUCCACCAGCUCGACGCGCUCUACCGCAACAAGGCGGCUCUCAGCGCCUCCUCUGGCGCCGGAUCCGCGGUGCACGCCAACGCAUCGUCGGCACCGCCGCAGGAGACGGUCAGGGUCGUCACGGCCUUGGCGCCCAUCUCACAAACGCCGCCGCCGCCGCCUCCGACACAGCCUUCCCAGUCCCACCACGCGGCCAAGAACGGCGGCACCGCCAGCAACGCCGCUGGCACGGGCACCGGCAACGGGAACAGCGGCGGCGCGUCAGAGCACGGAUCCAGGGGCAUGCAAACGCAGGCGAGCAACGGCAGCGCUGCAGCCAGCAGGUUCGUCGGCGAAGGCGGCGGCGCGGCCCCGGCGGCGAAGAAGCCAGAGGACAUCAUGAAGGAGAUGAUGGAGCAGAGGCAGCCGCAGCAGCAGCAGCAGACGCAGGCGGUGGUCAGCGGCUACAACAGAAUCGACGGCGCGGACAGCGACAACAUGGACGAGGACGACGACGAGGACGACUACGACGAUGACGACGACGACGACGAAGACGUCGACGGCAACAAAAUGCAGUACAAGAUCCAGUUCCAGCACCAGCAACAACAACACCAGCAGCAGCAGCAUCCGAACGCCGUCAGGCCGAACGCCGGCGCUGGCGGUGGCAACCCGCCCGGCACCGCCGCUCCCAGCACGGCUUCGGCCCCAACAACAACAGCCGGAUCUUUCUUGGGCAUGGUCCAGUGA
This is a messenger RNA of Miscanthus lutarioriparius, 2148 nucleotides long. NCBI's taxonomy places the organism in Eukaryota, Viridiplantae, Streptophyta, Magnoliopsida, Poales, Poaceae. The record is from the annotation of a GenBank genome assembly.